Molecule: messenger RNA, 1260 nt
Organism: Aspergillus niger
Lineage: Eukaryota; Fungi; Ascomycota; Eurotiomycetes; Eurotiales; Aspergillaceae
Exons: 1
Coding region: 1-1260 (419 amino acids)
Biological process (GO): mitotic spindle organization
Cellular component (GO): cytoplasm; nucleus; protein phosphatase type 2A complex
Molecular function (GO): protein tyrosine phosphatase activator activity; peptidyl-prolyl cis-trans isomerase activity
Source: RefSeq, a predicted model, not a curated record
AUGGCCUCGCAAGUUUCUGUAUCUAGUCCGGCACCGAAACCGAAGAUUGACCUUUCCAAGAAGCUCUCGGAACUUCGUGCGAGUAAAGCCAAGUCUCAGACGUCCUCCCGCGAACCUGCUCCAGUCACCCCGCCUCUCCCUAGUCCUCCGGACCUGUCCUCCCAUCAAUAUGCGCGCCCCGUGCGUCGGAUAUUAUCGAAGCAAGAUCAUGGCCUAUUUCUCUCUUCCUCAACCCACACCUUGAUCCUCGCCUUCAUCUUCGGCCUGUCCGAUUCAGUGCGGGGGCGGGCAACCACGGACAUUGGCAGCCCUUCCCCCAUAAUCAACCAAAUUCAGUCUAUCGUCCUUCAUAUUCGAUCGCUUCUCGAGACACACCCGUCACUUGACCAAGGCGGCUCGCGAUUUGGUAACCCAGCUUUUCGCGAUCUAUUUGACGAUGUCGCAGUACAAAGUGCGGCGUGGCACAAGGACAUACUCGGGUUUCAAGACCAAGCUCUCAUAGAAGAAGCUUCGACCUAUCUGAUCAAUUCGCUUGGGUCGCGCGACCGACUAGAUUACGGUUCAGGCCACGAAUUGAACUUCAUGAUGUGGUUGCUGUGUCUACGACAGGUGCACAUGUUCUCCGCGACGGACUUCCCUGCGAUCGUCUUCCACGUAUAUGUUAGCUACAUGAAUCUCAUGCGUGAUAUCCAGACCACGUACUACCUGGAACCUGCUGGAUCACAUGGAGUGUGGGGUCUCGACGAUUACCAUUUCCUGCCAUUCCUUUUCGGUGCCUCCCAGCUUGUUGCACAUCCCUACAUCACGCCACUGGCAAUCCACAACAUGGUAGUUCUCGAGGAAGAAAGUGACAAUUACAUCUACCUAAAUCAGGUGCGAUGGGUGGAUAGUGUGAAAACAGUGAAGGGAUUACGGUGGCACAGUCCAAUGUUGGAUGACAUAUCAGGAGCCAAGAAUUGGAGCAAAAUCGAGAGUGGUAUGAAAAAGAUGUUUGCCAAGGAGGUUUUGGGCAAGUUACCAAUUAUGCAGCACUUUCUUUUCGGUAGCUUGUUGCCGGCGGCUCCAGGGAUGAGGGAGAUCACGGAUGACAUGGAAGAUGACGAGCACGACGAUGAGCAUGGCCAUGGCCACAACCAUGCCGACCACACAGACUACUUUGGGGACUGCUGCGGAAUCAAGGUACCCAGCACGAUUGCAGCCGGGGCUGAAAUGCGAAAGCGAGGAGGUGGAUCCGGGCUGCGCCCGAUUCCAUUCGAUUAA